AUGUCGUCCAAGAGCUCGAGAUCGUCAAAAUUGCCCACCAAAACGAGCAGUUCGUCUAGUUCGAGUCGAAAAGAGAGGGAGAAUGGAAAAAAGUGAGUGAAUUUGAAUUGAAUUUUGAUUAUUUUUCGAUUCUUAGAGAGAGUAAGAGCAAAUCAUCAUCUUCAUCGACUUCAAAAAGUCGAAGUUCAUCGAAAGAAAAGCGAGAAAAUGGUGAUAAAAAGGAAAAAUCGAGUUCAAAGUUGAGCAAUGGAACGGCAAAAGUUUCAAGUUCAAGUAAAACAACUAGCAGUAAGACGUCAAGUAGCAGUUCACCAAAGUCGACAAACAAACCGUUUGCUAAUGGCACUAGUGGCUCUAGUUCGAAGACUGAAAGGCCAGGGACAAAGUCAAGCUCAAGAGAAAGUAAUGGAACAAGGGAGAGGAGAAGCGCGGAAAGGAGUAACGCAAGGCCAGGUAGUGGUGUUGCAAAUGGAAAAAGCUCAAGUAUAAUGAAUAAUGGUGAGUUUUUGUCAGUCUGAAGGAAGUUAUAUGGUACAAGACGCUUAGGUUUUGAAGAAAUUCGACUUAAAUCGAGAUUUCGAUUGCUAUAGGUACACCAGAAACUGUAGCAAAUAAAUUGUGAAGGUUUUAGUAUGGACCGGAUCCAGUGGCAAAUAACGUACCAUUUUGGAUCCGGGAAGUAUCAAAAAUGCAACAAAAUACGUCUCUCUCCAAGUGAAAACACUCCGAUUUCAAAAGCGCACCCGAUCUUUUUUUGUGAGCGCGCAUUUCAAAACAGGGUUUUUUAUUAUCGUGUGAGGUAUUUUGCCACAUUUUUGACGCUUCCCUGUGCAAAACUAUACGUUUUUCGCCAAUGGAUCAGGUCUCUCACUGCAUUUUUACUGUAGAAGUGAAUUUUCACUGAAAACAAUUGAAUUUGCCGUCCAAAAUGUUUCUUCUUUAUUUGAUGACCUUUUGUUAUACAAAAGGUCAGUAGCUUUCCCUAUUUUUCAGGCUAUGCCAAGUCCUCACCUCAGCGAAAACCACCACCAAGUGACCUUAGCAGCCAGACCAUUCUCGAAGAAGAUGCUGAAGAAGAAACCCUGGACGACAUCUCGACUCAACGAACGAUAGAUCGAAUCGACGAAGCUGAGGACGAGUAUCCCGAUGACUUUGAGGAAUACGAAGACGAUUUUGAGGAAAUGUCCGACGAUGAUGAUGAUGACGGGAAAUUUGAAGAGGAGUCAGUUCGCGAUUCCCCAAGGGCAUCAACAUCAUCAAGUUUAGUUCCGGAGGUGAGCAAUGACGCUGGAAAUUCGUUGUUGCUGAAGAGGCUGGAAAAGCCAAGGACGGUGGAAAUCAAUGGGAAUGGCAAAGGAAGGCCCGUUACUUCGGUUGGACAGAGUGAGUUUUAUUUUAUUUAUUGUAUAACGCACUAUUUAACGAUAUGAAAUACUCGUUUUAGGCUCUUCAAUUGCUCGUCCAACAACGUCAGCAAGCAGAACUUUCCAAAUUGGAUCGAGUGGAACUAUCGACUCUGAGAGCCUCAUGAAGUCAGCUGAAGUGUAUAAAAAGCUCCGAUCAGAAGGAAAUUUGGGUUUGGAGAAAGUGAUUAGCGUCGAUUUUCCUCCAAAUCGAAGGUCUGAAUUGUACAAUAAAAUCGUUGAAGAUGGGGUUAAAGCUCAGGUAAGGUAUUUCUUUUAUGUCCCAAGGUCAAAUGUUGGAUGAGAAUUUUAUUGAAGACUUAUAUUACAUCUGUUUCAGAGGUACACUCAAACCGGCGAAGACAAUUUCGAAAAUGAAACGCAAACUGAUCACCCAGAAGUGGCUAACCAAGAGACACAACACCCAGAGACCUUUCAUCUACGAGUAGAACCGACACCGGCUUCUCAUAAUCCAACAAGAAAAACGUCAACGAUGAGCCGUCCCAAUCAGCUUGGGAAAUCGACCAGAAAAGCCGCCCCGAAUCUUUCACAAAUGAACAAGUUCUUGGAUAUCGCCGGAAGAGUAAGAGUACUUAUUGAAAAUGUAAGGUUAUUAAUUUAUAGACAAUGAUCUCUUUGCUGUCGCAAAAUCAAGCGUCUACAAGUGCCCUAUUUCAUAUGCCAAUGAAAUCAAGGUUUGAAUUCAGCACUGGAUUCAUGGAGUUCAUGUUGCCUUCGGUGGUGGCUAGCGGUGAGUUGAGGGGUCAGCGAGAACUUUGGCUUUUUGAUUGAGGCUUUCAGAACGGCUGUUUUCUUUUUUCUGUAAGACGCUGAAAAAAACAUUUCUCAAAAGUCCCUCGAGUCUACGAAUAGUAUAAUAACUAAAUAAUUUUACUGUCCCCAAAAAGGGCAAGUGUAUAUUUUUGUGAAGCUAUCAGUCUUGUUGGGAAAAUAAUGUGGAUCCGCCGCGGUUUGGAACCUCCCAUAAGGUUUUUUCGACGGUAGCUGGAGAUUUGAUAAACGCAAGGAGACGAGACAUUUUGCUGCGACAAAUCCACAUUAUUUUCCCGGCAGACUGAUACGGACGCGUCUUGCGAAUUCCUAGCCAAUCAAAACUCUAAUCGGUUGUUUUAUUUUGACGCGUGUAUUCAGAAUGUCACAACACAUGCAUUUGCGUCCAUCCCACAAACAAGAACCGUCUUGCAAUAGCAUUUUACAUCACUAAAUCGAGCGAAGCCCACCAAUUUCUUCAAGGCCAUAGCCUGAUCGCCGAGUACAAUAUGGACGAACAAGUCAGGCCAAAAUCGUAAGGCAUAUCUUUUGUUAAUUCAAAAAAAAUGCAUGGCGUAUUUUACACAUUUAAACCUUGUUUUAGAAUAUUUGCAACGCCAAACCAAGUGACUUCUCUUUGUUAUUCCUUUGAUGGUCGGACAGCUUUAUUCGCUGGAAUUGUUGACGGUAGUUGUGUUAUCUGGGAUCUAUCAGAGUCAGAAUCCACGUUUGAUCAGAAUGUUGCGUGGGCAGAGACAAAAGUUCCAUAUAUCGUCAGACUUCCUUCGUACGACACUUCGUUCAGUGUCUUGGAAGAGAAAAUGAAAAGAAAAUUCACCGACAAAUGUGAUUGCCCUAUCAUCAAGGUGGCUGCUGUUGAAAGCGAAGUGAAAUUGUAAGUCUUAUUAUGAAGAGUAGAGUCGAGUCUGUGUACGGAAAAUCAUAAGCAACCACAGAAUUACUUUAGGUUAUAUAUAUACGUAUAUAAUAUUUACUUAUGGUAUAUGGCUUUGUCUCAUUGUAAAAUUGAUUAAUUGGACCACUAUCAAUCUGUCGGGAAAACAGUGAGCACGAUCUCGCUACGCCGAUUGCGUCGCUGAAGCGAAAAGCAAUUUAAUUUUACUGCGACGCAAUUGAUUUUCCCGGCGGAGAAGCGACUUUCGAGCGGCAGGGUGCUCAUUAUUUUCCCGACAGACGGACAUGAAAAAUACUUCCUUAUAGACAGGUUUUAUGAAUAGUACGAGCGUUUGUUGUAGGGAGGUUCCACUGUAGAUACUGCUGAGGUCAUAAGGUAUUGACAUAUAUAGGUAAAAUACGUUGGUUUGAUCACCAUCUCAAAGAUGUAUAAAAAAGUUUCUUCUUUUUUCAGAGUCCAACAGCAAUUCGUAACCUUUGACUCACGCGGAGUUGUAACUAUUUAUGGCCUCUCAGCCGUUGCUCCGUCAUUAAAUUUCGAGACGGACCUAGGACUACGGGUUGGAGCUAGAUUGCGAUUAAUAAAAUUGUCUUCUGCAACAUGCUGUGGGCCGUCUGUUGACUGCUUGAGCGCCGAUGCCUCGUUCAAACAGGGGCACCAGUUCUUGAUUGGGACUUCAAAUGGAGCUGUAAGAAUUAGCCGAGGAAGCGAUAACAUAAUCGACAAUAACAAAGAAUCUUCUAUUAUUAGAAGUUAUGGAAGUGGAGGUGGGUUGAGAAAAAAUCAUCAAAAUUAUAUAAAUUUUUAGACGUGGGCAGCUCUGUGUCAGCGGUGGCGUUUUCACCGUUCAGCCCAAAGAUCUUUGCGGUAAGACAUGCAAGCUUCUCAAAAAAAAAUUUUUGAUGAUUUCAGAUUGCAACGGGGCUUAACGCGGUUGCUAUUUAUGAAGCAUCAAGCGUGGAACCGUUGAUUUUUCUUGCCUCUAACAAACUUACCAACGUUAACACUAUUAGGUGGUCCAAGACGUAGGUAUAUUUAUCUCAUUUACAAUACCAUGUAUACAUGGUCAUUUAAAAAAAAUUACAGACAAAGAAAAAAAACUUUUUUAGAAACCCCAUUCUUCUCCAUUCCCUCUACAACAACAACCAAAUGGCCCAGUGGAAGUUGGACAAGCCAAAUAACCCAGAGAGCAUCCACUCUUUGAAUUCGGAACAUAAUCAUAAGAUUAUCGACUUUGACACGUGGCUUGAUGACCGGGGAUUUUCUUUUAUGGUAAGCAAAACAUUUCAAGUCUUUACAGUUCCUGCAAGCCUAGUGUUAAAAAAGCUUUCAUUUGGGGCAAAAAAUUUUUUUGGUCAAGUCGGGUGUUGGUCCAAUAUUUGUAUUUAAUGUUGCAAAAGUGUUUGGCUAGCUAGGCAAAGCAUCAUAAUGGUUAUGAAGCCUUAAAAAUAUCUAGCCGAAAGGUUGAAAUGGCUGUCAAAGGGUAGGACUGACAGCCGAACUAUUAUUACAUAAAUUGCUUGCUAGAAACCUGGAUUAGCGAGCCAAAAAGUUCGAUUGGGUAGCCAACUUGUAAGAAUGCCUUUGUAAAUAAUAGUGGCGGUAGAAAAACACCUUUGACAGCCAUUCUAACAAUUUGGCUAACCAAACGAAGAAAAAAUUUUUCUCCCAUGCCAUCUCAUCGACUAUAUAGCUAGUCAAAAAAUUUUGAAAAAUUAGAUAUAAAUAUUAGCCUAAUCAUAGCCAAUUGAUGAAGUCUGCUCAAUGAAGGGUUCCCUCAUCUAUAUACGGCGUAUUUUAAAAUUGAAACCCUUUUUUUAGGCUCUAAUCACCGACUCCAAUCAAGUGAUUGUCCAUGGUUUGGAACGCUCACUAAAUACCCGGACCCAAAGUCUGGACGACCUCUUGGCCAAAUUGCAGUUUUAA
Bursaphelenchus xylophilus (pine wood nematode) is the source of this 5016-nucleotide messenger RNA. Lineage: Eukaryota; Metazoa; Nematoda; Chromadorea; Rhabditida; Aphelenchoididae. The record is from the annotation of a GenBank genome assembly.